GCAGGCAGCAGUAAUCUGGUUUCAGGACCACGGCCAGAGACACCGUUUGGCCAUGAAUCCUGUCGAAAGUUGCAUCCAGCUCCCUGCGAACCUUACCGGACACCGCCGGGUGUGAAGAAGUUCACUUGGACAUUAAGGACUCUGACAAAGUGGAACUGACAAUGUUUGUUCAGUUCAUUUUACAUAAAGGAGGUUGAAGCAAGUUAAAUCUCUGGAAAAUCCGUGUCGCUGGCAACAGAUUCCGCUGCACAGGAACCUGCGGGGUUAAGGGAGUCCGGUAAUCAAGUAAAAUUAGUUGUUUUUUUUUUUUAUGUGUGAGUGAGAAAGACGAGGCGGAGGGAGCAGAGGAGAAGGCUGUGCGCUCAGGCGGGAGCGCGCAAACACUGCACAUUGGUCGGAUCCUGGAGUCGUGAGGAUGGAGAUCCGGCCGGACAGGUUUAAGGCCGUGGCAGCCAAGACUCUGGGGAAAAUAUACGGAGUUCUUGAGAAGAAGCAGGAAAAUGGCGAGACAAUUGAGCUGUCGGCAGAGGGCCGGCCGGAGAUGGUGGAGGAAAAGGAGAUGCCCGUGGUGGACUGCACAUGCUUCGGCCUGCCCAGGCGCUACAUCAUCGCCAUCCUCUCCGGUUUGGGCUUCUGCAUCUCCUUUGGAAUCCGAUGUAACUUGGGUGUGGCCAUCGUCAGCAUGGUCAACAGCCACACCAUCUACAGAGACAACAAGGAGGUCAUAGUGAAAGCUCAAUUUGACUGGGAUCCAGAAACAGUGGGAAUGAUCCAUGGUUCCUUCUUCUGGGGAUACAUAGUAACCCAAAUUCCAGGAGGGUUCAUUUGUCAAAAGUUUGCAGCCAACAGAGUGUUUGGUUUUGCUAUCGUGGCCACAUCUUGCCUGAAUAUGCUUAUCCCCACGGCAGCCCGGAUGCACUUUGGCUGUGUUAUCAUUGUCAGGGUGUUUCAAGGACUUGUGGAGGGAGUCUCAUAUCCUGCCUGUCACGGUAUUUGGGCAAAAUGGGCACCACCACUUGAAAGAAGUCGCCUGGCCACAACAGCCUUUUGUGGUUCUUAUGCUGGCGCUGUGAUUGCCAUGCCGUUAGCUGGAAUCCUAGUCCAGUACUCAGGAUGGUCAUCAGUCUUCUAUGUCUACGGAAGUUUUGGGAUCGCGUGGUACUGCUUCUGGAUCCUGGUGUCUUAUGAAAGUCCAGCAGUCCAUCCCACCAUCACUGAUGAGGAGAGGAAAUACAUUGAGGACAGCAUUGGCGAGACGGCCCAAUUUACAGUAACGAAAUUCAACACACCAUGGAGGGCGUUCUUCACGUCCAUGCCAGUGUACGCCAUCAUCGUGGCUAAUUUCUGCAGAAGCUGGACUUUCUACUUGCUUCUCAUCAGCCAGCCCGCGUACUUCGAGGAGGUGUUUGGAUUUGAGAUUAGCAAGGUGGGCAUUGUUUCCGCACUUCCCCAUCUGGUUAUGACCAUCAUUGUGCCCAUUGGUGGCCAGCUUGCCGACUAUCUGCGCUCCAACCACAUCAUGAGCACCACUAACGUUAGGAAACUUAUGAACUGUGGAGGGUUUGGGAUGGAGGCAACUCUGCUGCUGGUGGUGGGCUUCUCUCAUACAAAAGGUGUUGCCAUUACAUUCCUGGUUCUGGCUGUGGGUUUCUCUGGCUUUGCCAUUUCAGGUUUCAAUGUAAACCACCUGGACAUUGCACCCCGAUACGCUAGCAUUCUCAUGGGCAUCUCCAACGGUGUGGGCACUUUAUCUGGUAUGGUUUGCCCACUUAUAGUUGGUGCCAUGACGAAGCACAAGACCCGAGAGGAGUGGCAGGGUGUGUUUCUCAUUGCCUCACUUGUUCAUUACGGAGGUGUUAUAUUCUAUGGCCUUUUUGCAUCUGGAGAGCAGCAAGCUUGGGCCGAGCCAGAGCAGCUGAGUGAUGAGAAAUGUGGCAUCCUGGAUGAGGAUGAGCUUGCAAAUGAGACAGAGGAGCUGUAUCGCACAAGUGGCGGAGCAGGCUACGGAGCGAUGAACCAGGGAGCAGAUCCCAAUGGAGGCGGAGGCGUGGGAGGAGGAGGAGGAGGCUGGGUCUCAGACUGGGACAAAACUGAGGAGUACGUACAACCAGCCGGAACCAAUAAUUACCUUUAUGGAGUACAGGGGGACCGAGAGCUAACAUAAAAGCGGCAGACCCUCUGCACAUAGCCUUUAGUGAGGCAGAAACAGUACAUCAACAGUGUGAAGUUUCACCUGAUGGCGUGGAGAACUAAAAGUGCGGAUUUAAAACGGAAGGCGGGAAGGGACAAUUUUCAGCAAGUCUGACUAUAUUAACAUAACUGAACUGAAUUCAAAGAGACUGCACAGUGGAGGUGAAGACAUUAGUAAAUGUAAAAUGUGUGUUUGUGUGUGAUUGCAGUUGUGUACCCUGUGUGACAAUCUAAGUAAGAGUGUUUUAGGACCCGUCAGCCUCCUCUGUAAUAUCUGUUGGAGAAGGGCUGUGUUUUAGGCCUGGUGUGGCUUUCUGUGAUGUUCAUUCAUUGUAAUAACUGUAGAAAUUUCUAUAUUGAUUUGGAUUUAAUUAGUAUGUCUCUCAUUUAUAUUUGAGUCAGUCCAGAUUACAAAUCUUUAGGCGCACAUUGGUCAAAAGCGCAUUUCUUUUGUUCGAUGAAAACGUGUUAAAUUUGUUUAACUGGUUUUUAAAAAAGUUGCGUAAAUGGUUGUAGAGUUUCUGCAACCCAUAGCAGAGUACGCACCUCCAUUUAAGUUAAAGUUUUGUCCUUAAUGUGCACACUUUUAAGGAAAAGCAUGUUACUUGUGCCAAUACAACAAAAAUAUUUUGCUCUUUAGUAUUGGUUUACUUAUCCACUGAGAAAGUAAUUGAACACCUACAAAUAUUACUGUUUUCUGUUAAGUCUAAAUAGCCCAAUACUGACAUUUUUAGAUGCAGCAUUUUGAUUUCCUUGUGUAAAAAUGUUUCAUGUGCUGGGCCUCUAACCUGUCUGCCUGCUGACAAACUGGGGAAUUAAAAUGCCUCGUAUAGGACUACAGGGAAUGUCAUUAUCCAGGGUAAUAACAAUCCUAUAUUAAAUUAGUUUCUUAGUUUGGAGCUAUGUUUAUUGCUAUUAGGUCUCUGUUUCCUUCCAAAUCCAAGAUCUGAAUUUUGUUCAUUAUGCUUUACAUGUAAUAUAUGCUUCAUUAAUGUUAUGUUAUAUUGUUGUCAGACAGUUAAUGCUUUAAGUGUUAACGGGCAAGUCAUUCUGCUCUCACUGUAUUCAUAACCUGUGAACACUAACACAUGCCAGUCACCGAUUUCUGUCACAGUUUCAAGGCUGUGAACCGAAGCUGUUGUUUGAUGCCAGUAAUGUAGCGUAUGUCAAGAUGAAUGUGCAGAUAAAAAGGGACUGUCACUCUUAUAAAGCCACCACAUGCAGUACAUCUUGGCCAAUCUCAUUAGAAGGUGUGAUAUCCGUUUGCUUUACUCUAUAGUCAGACAAGCUGAAGAUAUGUGAAAUGAUCAGUAAACUAAAGACCAAUUAAACAUAAUGGACAACAUAACAAUGAAAUUUCACUGUACAUGAGCAAUUUGUUUUAUUUUUGUUUGUAGGUGUUGUAAUGUAUCUAGCUAGUCCCCAAAUUUAAGGUUUAAAAUAAAAGAAUAUCUCUGUGUUAGGUCAUGGGAUUAUAUCACUUUGGCUGAUACAGUUUCAAUUAUUUGGAGUUCACUAAUAGAUUAUAUAUUAAAUGUUAGGGUUUUUACUGUUUUGUCAUUUUUCAUUAAUUUAUUGUUUAAUGUUUUGU
Molecule: messenger RNA, 3781 nt
Organism: Seriola dumerili (greater amberjack)
Lineage: Eukaryota; Metazoa; Chordata; Actinopteri; Carangiformes; Carangidae
Product: vesicular glutamate transporter 1-like
Exons: 13
Coding region: 416-2164 (582 amino acids)
Biological process (GO): regulation of synapse structure or activity; synaptic transmission, glutamatergic; monoatomic anion transport
Cellular component (GO): excitatory synapse; synaptic vesicle membrane
Molecular function (GO): L-glutamate transmembrane transporter activity; neurotransmitter transmembrane transporter activity
Source: RefSeq, a predicted model, not a curated record